AUGGAACUCCCCUUCAUCACUCUCGAUGUCUUCACGACGGAGCCUUACAAGGGCAAUCCGCUGGCCAUCGUCACCAUCCCAGCGUCGCAGUCACCUGCCCCCACCCAAGAACAGAAACAGCUCAUUGCUCGCGAGUUCAACCUCUCCGAGACGGUCUUUGUUCAUGAGUCGGCCGGCUCGUCGCGGAACAUUGACAUUUUCAUCACCGACACGGAAAUUCCAUUCGCAGGCCACCCCACCGUCGGGACAGCCGUCUCGUUGCUCUCGCAGGGCGUGAACGAGCUGGUCACGAAGGCAGGGCCCAUCGCCAUCGACUCCCCCAAACAGGGCUACGUCAAGGCCGGCAUCCCCUUCAACACGCAUCAGCACGCCAACACGCUCGGCAGCCUGCAGGAUCAGAUCGCGUCCACCUCUCUUCAUACCAAUGUGGUGAUACGCAACGCUGAGCUCGUCGCUCCGCUAUUUAGCAUCGUCAAGGGGAUGACCUUUGCCCUCGUCGAGCUCCCCGAUUUGGAGACCCUCGCCGCUGUGGUAGAAAUCCCCGGACGGUUCUCGCCAGAGCUCUUCCUCGACGAGGACUGGAUGGAGGGCAUCAUCGGCCAGUUCUACUAUGUCAAGCAAGGUGGCGAUGAGGACACGGUUCACCUGAGGACCAGGAUGAUCAUGAGCUUCGAGGACCCUGCCACUGGCAGCGCCUCGUGCGCUUUGGCUUGCUACUUAGCCAGCAAGAGUGGCACGAUGAACAAGGCGAUCACGUACGAGAUGACGCAGGGCGUGGAGAUGGGCCGACAGAGCGACAUUAUUGUCGAGGUUGUCGUGAAAGACGGCCAAGUCGACAAGGUCAGCUUGGCGGGUACGGCCAAACAGGUUAUGCGUGGCUAUGUGACGGUCUGA
Emericellopsis cladophorae is the source of this 894-nucleotide messenger RNA. RefSeq names its product putative isomerase-like protein. The transcript has a single exon. Bases 1 to 894 code for a protein of 297 amino acids. The record is from RefSeq and is a predicted model, not a curated record. NCBI's taxonomy places the organism in Eukaryota, Fungi, Ascomycota, Sordariomycetes, Hypocreales, Bionectriaceae. Gene Ontology annotation, molecular function: isomerase activity. Gene Ontology annotation, cellular component: cytoplasm. Gene Ontology annotation, biological process: biosynthetic process.